Messenger RNA from Asterias rubens (European starfish), 2358 nucleotides. RefSeq lists its product as uncharacterized. The coding region runs from base 99 to 1127 and encodes 342 amino acids. NCBI's taxonomy places the organism in Eukaryota, Metazoa, Echinodermata, Asteroidea, Forcipulatida, Asteriidae. The record is from RefSeq and is a predicted model, not a curated record. The transcript is spliced from 6 exons.
UUCAACAACAAACCUCGCAAUUGAAGAACUACAAUCAACGAAAUCUUUGCAGUCUACUUUGCUUAAAAACUGUGAGAGUCAAUCAACUUUGAACAAACAUGGCGAACAUCAUGGUGGGCUUUAUAGGAACGUUGGUGAUGAUGAUGUGUGUGGUGACGUCAUCAGAAGCGCACACCAUACAUGGACGCAGUGAGGCAGGGACCACACCGUCCGUUGGCCAGACCGAUUAUGACGAAAUGAUGUUAUCAGAAAUGAUGACGUCAGAGGAGGAGGCUGAAGUGGAUGACAUGUUUCCUGCCCAGACGAGAGAUGACCUCAAACUUGAACUCAUCUUAAAGGCACUCGUGAUCUUGAAGUCAUAUGAAAGUGAUUCACCGUUUGUACCAGUUUGGUUGCCACCCUAUGACAGCAUGCCCGACGAACUCAAACUCCAGCUCAUCUUGAAGGCGCUUAUUUUGUUGAAGAACAGACCACUUGACUCCAAGUUUGCUGGACACCCAAUUGGUGAAUUGAAACUCACACUGAUACUGAAAGCCCUCUGGAUUAUAAACGAGCACAACACUAACUUGGAUAUCGUUAUUAGUACAGGGGAUCUCAAGCUCGCCCUGCUGCUGAAGGCAAUUGAUGUUCUAGAGGUUUACAGCGGCGAAUACAAAGACAUUGUUUUCUUCACGAAAUCCAAGCAACAACUAAAACUAAAACUCAUCCUACAAGCGAUCACGCUCCUGAAGCAUGGCAACUGGCCCAAAGACAUCGACUUCUGGCCAAUGGGUGAGAAGGAAGAAGGAGAAGGCAGCCAACCAGAGGCCACCACAACAGAGCAGACGACGCUUGCGUCUGAAACAACACCAAAGCUGACAACUGAGAAAACUGCAACGAUUGAGGGCGCUAUAAACGAGACUGUAACUCGCGCAAAACCAACAUCCUACACGACUGAGGUGACAGAAGACACCACCAUGGCAACAACCGCCACACCGAUGAUGACGCAAGGAAGAAGAGGUCGUGGGGACAUACCGGCAGAAAACAAGGAAACGGUCACACGAGGAAUUAGUCAAGUUUUCAAGUGGUUGAAAUGGGUGCCUAAAGUCCAUGUACAGCACAAAAAGAAACACCACGUUUUCCACUAACUCUGAAUUGGUCUGGGCACAAGUUAAUAAUAUAACAUUUCUGUUCGAUUAAUUAGAUUUCAUUUCAAAGCUUCAUAAAAGCUCCUUUAACUCGGUGGCUAUUUACAAUCUUUUCCAUUAACUAUAAGAUAUUUUGGACAAUCCUCAUCCACAAAUCAUGAGCAACUCUGACCAUGUAUAAACAAUUUAAAACUCCGCACAAUGCUUUCAAAUACUAGUAGGUAUACCUUUAUUUUCUGUUGAAGGUUUAGUUUUAGGUUUAGUUAUGUUAGACUCUACAAUGGCAUAUUAUAAAUAUAAAAAUACAAAUCGAUACAUAAGGGAACAAAGAAGCAAAAUAGCUUUACAAAAAUACCAAACCAGUGAGUGGUGAGGAGGAACAGCAACAGGUGACCAGCACCUCUACAAAACCUUCCUGCAUCAAAUAAUGCUCCCUAAUUACCACCCGCAGUUAAAAGAAAACACCCAUUCCACUAUAAAAUAAUAUAUAAAACAAAUAAAAUAGGGGGUGCUUGAAGGCGGGACUGACAGUUAUAAACGACAACAAGAGUAUACGGGCAAUGUGACUUUAAUUCAGGUUGCGGUAACGUCCAGUCUAAUUUUAGUGUGUAGCUAUGUUCAUGAAAACUUGGUUUAGAAUUCUUGAGUUUAUAAAGACAGUUGGUAUCGUCUCCCACAUUCCAAAACCUGCUCCAGCGGCAGUAGAUUGCAAGACAACAUUCUCAGGAACAAGUCUACAUAGCAACCAUUGUGAUACCGUAAACUGGUUAUUAUAGACCUUUAUCACGGUGUGGUGAAUCUUGAUUUUCCUCCAUUACAACUCAUUGUAACCAAACUGAGACUGGCCGAAAUAAUAGUCUGGUGCCAUGCGCAAUGAAUGUUAGCACUCAUGUCUGUUAUUGAAAACGGGGAACAUGACCAAUAAGGUGACAGCGCGAUAAAGGUAUGUACUUUCACCCUCACCAUCAUCCUCGUGUAUCUAAGGAGUUAUUUUGGCUUUCAGAGGUAUUCCGAACCCCAAGUUUUAAAGUUUGCAACGGUCCACUAGCUCAGCUUAUAAAUGCUUUUGUACUCUUAAUGGAAGCAUUAAGAAUAAAGAAAGUCAUCUGACUUAAUUAUAUAUAAAUUUCAUUUUCUUGUUUUAUUUAUAGCAUAACUUUUUUCUCUCUCAAAUUUGUAUGGUUCUUGAGAACGCAGAGUUUGUUAAAAUAAAAAAAAAUCAUGAACACUA